CUACGGAGGAUGAAAACGUGAAUUUGGGCCUGGUGGUUAACCUUUUUGGGGAGCUCGCCUUCCCCCGUUCUCCUUAUCCCAAUGCCUACUACAGUCGUGUCUUUUCACCCCCAGGCAUUGAAUCGAGCAAUAACCUACUCACAACCUCUCGUUGCGUUAUGGCGGCAAAUAUUGAUCUUGGGGUCUUGGAGGAUCCCGAUAUUCCCCAGUGUCAAGUAGAUGUUCUCCGCAUCUUGGAUGCAGCUUUGAACUCGAGCGGCGAUCCUGCGACGGCGGCGGCCAAGCUGGCCGACGACCUGCGGCAAUUCUUCAUCUCGAGCGAGUCGCAAAAUACUGCCUCUACAUUGCUCUGGAAUCUCUGGAUGGUCCUCCUGGAAGCGGUGAUGAUGGUGCCCGUCGGACAUCCAUGGCACGCUGCACUCGUCGCCGCCGUCAAGGGAUUGCGGUCUCCGGGCGGGCCGGUGGUCGAACUUGAGGGCUGCACGCUACAGUGGGCCGACUUGCCUCAUCUGAGCGAGUACCUCUUCGACAAAUGGGCGGAUCCCACAGACCCGGACGACGACGACUACGAUCCCGAGGACCUGGAAGCGUGGAAAAGCUUCAACUCCUUUGCGUCCCAGCUCUUGAGCGACGACCUUCCGCGCUGGAUCGUGCUGCCCUAUUGGGUGAUAAGGGCGGCCCUGGAGACGCCGCUGCCACAGGACCCAGAUGUCUUCGAGUGCAGGCUCUGGGUUGCGACUGAGUGGCUGACGCGAUGCGGCCAGCUCGUGCGCAGAGAGAUGGGUUCCACGGAACCCCUGAGCGAGCAGUCGCGGGCCUCGAUCGCACCCGGCCCGCUGUGCGAGGGCGUUCCCCCGCUGGGCCCUGAGCGAUGGGAGUUCUGGCGAUCGAGGCUGAUCGAACUCGCCAGCGCGCAGCCUCCAGCAGGGGAGGACGGCGCGGGGGAAGACGGCGUGGGGGAGGACGGCACGGGGCAGCAGCCUGUGCCCAGUGGUGAAUCCCUCGACCGCAUCGCACAGGCGAUCGCUGUGAUGGACGCGGCGAGCAAUGACACCCAAGGGCUAGGACGAUGUAGGGAUGAUGGAAUCAUGGGAUCAAUAAUGUAGCGGUAGGCGAUAGGCGAUGUACCUAUGUACG
Chaetomium fimeti is the source of this 1137-nucleotide messenger RNA. RefSeq lists its product as uncharacterized. The record is from RefSeq and is a predicted model, not a curated record. The transcript has 3 exons. Lineage: Eukaryota; Fungi; Ascomycota; Sordariomycetes; Sordariales; Chaetomiaceae. Bases 159 to 1106 code for a protein of 315 amino acids.